AGACAAAACAGCAGAAAAGUUACGAUUAAUUUAUUGUAAACAUUAUUACUGUACCUAAUUAAAGAAAAUAUUUAAAAAGCGGAAGGUAUUUAUAUUGACAAUUAGAAAAUGGAACGCUGGUUUGGAAAAGUAGCUGUUGUAACUGGAGCAUCUGCAGGUAUAGGCUUGGAAACAUCCAAAGCUUUAGUGCAAAAUGGCAUGAUUGUUGUGGGUCUAUCUCGAAGAACAGAUAAAAUGCAGAAUGGUAUGAAGGCUGUCCCUGGACCAGGAAAGUUUUACGCCAAAGCUUGUGACGUCACAAAUGAAAGUGAAGUGAAGCAAGUUUUCGAUUGGGUUGAAAAAAAUUUUCAAAGCGUGCAUAUACUUGUAAAUAAUGCAGGCUGUGCUAAGUAUUCAACUAUUGAAGACAUGAAAAGUGAAGAUUUAAAACAUAUUAUUGAUGUAAAUGUAGUUGGCCUUUUGCAUUGUACAAGACAUGCAAUAAGCAUUAUGAAGAAAAAUAAACACGAUGCUCAUAUAAUUAAUAUCAAUAGUAACGCAGGGCAUAAAGUUCCUUCUAUUAAAGGAUUAAAUGUAUAUCCAGCAACAAAAUAUGCUGUAACAGCAUUAUCUGAAACAUUGAUUAACGAAAUGAGUGGUGAAAAAAUUAGAGUAACGAGCAUCAGUCCGGGGGUAGUAAAAACCGACUUUUUUGAUGUUGCAAAUAUGGAUCCUUCAUUUUUGAAAGAAAGACCUGCAUUAAACCCAGAAGACGUAGCGAAUUCUAUUGUGCAUGUGAUUUCUGCACCUCAACACGUGCAAAUUACCGAACUAACAAUCAAACCUCUGGGACAGUUGCAUUAAAAUCUAACUGGUGAUCUAUCAUCGUAAAUGAUAUUUAUUUCAUUCUUCCUUAAUCUUGAUAUAAAGAUAAAUUAUCUAUAAAUAUUUGAUAAAAAAUGUUACAAAUCGUUAUCUACAUGAAGGUAUUGAGAUUGUUAAGCUUUAUGAAGUUUGUAUUGAACAAACAGUUUUGUGCACAGAAAGUGAAAUAGCAUGGUUUUUAACUCGUAGUCUAGUAUUUUAACAACUUUUAUGAGGAGAAAGAUUAUGUAUCAAUUCAUAACUUUGAAUAAACAUUAGUAUAUUGAUCAAAAUAAAUAUACACUAAUAAGUUACAUCUUUUGAAUUACUGAAGACGUAUAAAAAAUGAUUAAAAUCUUUAAUUAUAGUUAUUGUUGUUGACCAUUAUAAAUAGGUCAUGUAAUAUAUUGGUACCUAAGUAAAAUUUAAAGGACUAAAGUUAGAGAAAUUGCGCAAGUGGUGCUUAAGUAUCUCUUGGCAAGUCAUUCAUAGUGACGGUCAUAUCUUGUACAACACGAAUAGAGACAAUUUACCUAAGCUAUAUUAUACUAAGCUACUUGCUAUUCAAUAUCUUUCUUUUCAAUAUUUCUAUUUUAAAAGCUGUUUCGAUUUGUCGAGAAUUUUUCUGAAGAUUUACAGCCAAUUUUAACACGCACAGGACUAUAUCAUUUCGAACUGGUGAAUCGUUUCCAAGUGUUUCUUUCACAUUGAUUUAAUAUAAUGGCAAGAAAAUGAUUGCUGAUAAGACUCUCGUUGAAACAAAUAAAAAAUAAUAAGAUUAUAAAUAUAUUAAACAAAUCCGAAAAGUUUUUAAUUCGCACUUACCAAAGAAGAAUUUUGAUUUAUUAGAUAGUUUUCCAUUAUCGGUUG
Phymastichus coffea is the source of this 1713-nucleotide messenger RNA. RefSeq names its product farnesol dehydrogenase-like. The transcript is spliced from 5 exons. The record is from RefSeq and is a predicted model, not a curated record. NCBI's taxonomy places the organism in Eukaryota, Metazoa, Arthropoda, Insecta, Hymenoptera, Eulophidae. The coding region runs from base 109 to 843 and encodes 244 amino acids.